This is a messenger RNA of Ipomoea triloba (trilobed morning glory), 4584 nucleotides long. Its product is annotated as serine/threonine-protein kinase RUNKEL. Bases 231 to 4307 code for a protein of 1358 amino acids. Gene Ontology annotation, molecular function: ATP binding; microtubule binding; protein kinase activity. The record is from RefSeq and is a predicted model, not a curated record. The transcript has 11 exons. Lineage: Eukaryota; Viridiplantae; Streptophyta; Magnoliopsida; Solanales; Convolvulaceae. Gene Ontology annotation, biological process: phragmoplast assembly; cytokinesis by cell plate formation; protein phosphorylation.
CUUCAAAACGUUCCCGCCCACUGCUAUCUCUCUCUCUAUUCAAAUCCCAAAUCUCAGAAUUACAGAAAAUCCUCUUCUUCAUCUGCUUCACUCCAAGCACAAUCCUUUUUCUCUUUUCUAAUUUUCUACAUCUACAUUUACAUAUAUACACUAGUGCAUAGAGGGAGUAGGGGAGAAGCAAGUCUUGCUGAGAUUCGGAACCCUAGCUGAAUUUCUCCCAGCCAUAAAGGAUGGAUCAGUACCAUAUCUACGAAGCCAUUGGCCGCGGCAAGCACUCGACUGUAUACAAAGGAAGGAAGAAGAAGACCAUUCAGUAUUUUGCAAUCAAGAGUGUGGAUAAGUCCCAGAAGGCCAAGGUUCUUCAAGAAGUUAGAGUUCUUCAUUCUCUUGAUCACUCAAACAUUUUAAAGUUUUACUCCUGGUAUGAAACAUCUGCUCACUUAUGGCUGGUGCUAGAAUAUUGUGUUGGAGGAAAUCUCAUGGCAUUAUUACAGCAGGAUAGUAGGCUUCCAGAAGAUUCAAUACAUGAUCUUGCUUGUGGCCUUCUAAGAGCUUUGCAGUUUUUACAUUCAAAGGGAAUAAUAUACUCUGAUUUAAAACCAUCAAACAUUCUAUUGGAUGAAAAUGGACACACGAAGUUGUGUGAUUUUGGAUUAUCAAGGAAAUUAAAUGAUAUUUCAAGAGCACCCUCCCAGUUACCACAAGCAAAGCGUGGAACUCCCUGUUACAUGGCUCCGGAGCUGUUCCAGGAUGGAGGAGUCCAUUCUUAUGCUUCUGAUUUUUGGGCUCUUGGCUGUGUGCUGUAUGAAUGCUAUGUUGGGAGACCUCCAUUUGUUGGAAAUGAAUUCACCCAGUUAGUGAAAUCAAUACUUGCAGAUCCAACUCCAGGCCUGCCUGGUUCUCCAAGUCGCCCCUUUGUGAAUCUGAUCAAUUCUCUUUUAAUCAAGGAUCCAGCUGAAAGAAUUCAAUGGUCUGAACUCUGUGCACAUGCCUUUUGGAGAACAAAAUUUUCUCCGGUCUCAUUACCUCCUCAACCUGCUUUUGAUAAUAUGAUUGAGAUUUCUUCUAGACCAUACCUUUCAGAACGAAAUGGUGAAAAGCCUCCACAAAACAAGACUCCACAAAAAGCUCGUGAAAAAGAUUCUAAAGUGGUUAACCGGCAUGAUGAGCAUCCAAACAUUGGAUCUAAAGGUCCAGAGACACCUAAUAGGUGCAUAUCCAGUGGUCGAAAACCUCAACUAAAAGCUUAUGGCAGAAUUAUUGAUGACAAGCACAAGGAUACAACACAUAAUACAAGGGAGGUCAAUCUACUAAGGCUAUCCAGAAUUGCAAAAUCAAAUUUAAGGAGGGAAAAUGAGAAGGAGAACUACAGGAGGCCAUUGCCCAAUGGCUCUGAGAAUGAUGCAGAAGUCAAAAUUGAAAAUAAUGAUAUGGAACUUGAUUUUGGUGAGAACACUGAAGAUGAGACGAAUGAUGAACCUGAUGACACUGAAGGCAUCAAAUGUACCCCAGAAUCCACUGGGUCAACUCCAAGUCAGCAAGAGGGGAAGGUGGAAGAGAUGGAUAACACCAAUUCAGGAAUAUCAGUUAACACACCUUUCGCAGAUGACUCAAGAACAAUGGACCAGGAGCCAUUUUCAGAACAGACUGAGCUUGCUGCAAUGUUACCCGCUGAUAGUCCUCAACUAAAGACUCCUAGAAAUAAAGAGGGUCCUAGUUCUGACUCCGGUGCACCAAAAUCAACAAACCCCUUAGAGGUUCUCUGGCAUCCUUCUGAUCUUUCAGUCAGACCUGUUAUGCCUAGUAGAAAAUCAGAUAAAGGUUCGGGGACAAUUCCUUCACUUCCAUUUGAUGCUCUUCAGACCUCUGAUUUUGUCAAAUUGUCAAAGGAACAAUUGGAUUCCCUGAUUAACAGGAUCAUAGGCAUUGUCACUGGGAACACUCCUGGGGAGAAACAAAAUGUGAUCAGGUACCUUGAGAUGCUAAGUUGCAAUGCAGAUGCGGCGAACAUCUUGACAAAUGGCCCUAUUAUGUUAGUACUGGUAAAAAUGCUAAGGCAGUCUAAGGCAUCACUUUUGCGUGCUCAACUCGCUUCACUUAUUGGUUUGUUGAUCCGCCAUUCUACUUUUAUUGGAGAUGAGCUGUCAAAUUCUGGAAUCUUAGGUGCUCUAACUGAUGGCCUCAGAGAUAGGCAAGACAAAGUGAGAAGGUUUUCCAUGGCUGCAUUGGGUGAAUUGCUGUUUUAUAUAUCUACUCAGAAUGAGAAUGCUAGGGAUUAUAAUGCAUUGGAAUCUCCAUCUAAGGAUAAUCGACCUUCAUCUGGCUGGCAGGUUACGAGUUCAAUGAUUUCCUUAAUAUCAUCAGUUUUACGAAAUGGAGAGGAUGAUUUAACUCAACUUUAUGCACUUAGGACAAUUGAAAACAUUUCCAGUCAAGGAGGCCACUGGUCUGCUCGUUUCACAAGUCAGGAUGUAAUUAGUAACCUCUGUUAUAUAUUUAGGGCUCCAGGUAAACAGGAGAGCAUGAGGCUAACAGCAGGAUCUUGUCUGGUACGUCUUGUUCGUUUUAACCCUUCCUGCAUUCAACGGGCUUUGGAUAAACUUUCAUUGAAGGAUAUUUCAUCAAGCCUAGUUAAGGGUAGUCCACGUGAGCAACAAAUCUGCUUGAAUCUUCUAAACAUGACUCUUUUUGAAAGUCAUAUGCCUGCAAACAUUGGACGGUACCUUCCUCCCUUGUUGGAAGACAAGAACCUUGUCCCACACCUCAUUAGUCUAAUAGAGCAGGGGGGUGAAAUUUUGAAGGGAAAGGCCCUUCUAUUUGUGGCUCUACUAUGUAAGAAUGGCAGGAGAUGGCUUCCACAAUUUUUUUGCAAUGCAAAACUACUUUCAACAGUUGAUAGGCUGGUGAAGGAUAAGGACAACUAUGUGAAGCAGUGUUUAGAUGCAUUUGCAUAUGUUGUGGCUUCAAGUGUACCAAGUCUGUUGGAAACUAUUAUUGCAGAUAUUCAGCAAAUCAUGGGUGGUAGACGCCGUGGGCAGAUUAUGGGAGUCACAAGUCAGAAUUCUUCAAAGAACAGCAUUCACUUUUUUCCUGUUGUUCUCCAUCUUCUUGGUUGCUCUUUACUGAAGCAACGGGUUGCAAGUCACCAGGUUAUACAGCAGUUGGCAAAUCUUAUGAAGCUGAUGGAGUCACCUUUCCAGGGAAGAGAUGAUUUUCAGAUAACACUUCUGCGGAUUCUUGAGUCUGUUGCAGAGGAGAUGUCUGUGAUUAAAGAAAGUUCUAACAUAUUUACUUGUCAGAUCCUACCUAGUUUAUCUGUGCUAUAUAAAGGAAAUAAAGACGGUGAUGCCAGGUUUUUGUGUCUGAAGGUUUUCUUUGAUUUGAUGGUCACUUUACUGAAUGAAGUGUCAGAUAAUGAACAGAGGAUGAUUGAAUUGAAGUCUAUAUCAAAUUCAUAUUUCCUUCCUCUGUACCCGUCUUUGAUUGAGGAUGAAGAUCCAAUUCCUGUUUAUGCACAGAAACUCCUAGUGAUGCUCAUCGAGUAUAGUCAUAUAAAAAUUUCAGACAUUCUUCAUAUGAAGAUAAUAUCACAGUGCUUUGAAUUUCUGCUCGUUGAUUUCUCAACUGUGAAUGUCAACAAUGUCAUGCUGUGUCUGGCUUUGGCAUCUGCUCCAGAACUGGAGACUAAAGUCCUUUCUCAACUCAAAGUUGUGAGGAAGCUUGGAAGCCUGUUGGAGUUUGUACGUGCAAAGGAAAUGGAGGAUUUCAUUGAGCCUACUCUUUGCCUGUGUAGGGCUUUCCUUUUGCGCUCGGUGGGCAGUAGGAAAGGCUCUAGCUAUGCAAAAGAACCAGUUCUGUUAUACGAUAAUUCCUGUGAUGCGAUUGACCAGAAUGAGUGCAUCCGAGAUAUAAUGGACUUUGGUGAGAAUGUUGGAGUCCUGCUAGAACUUAGCAAGUCCAGUGAGAAUAGCACAUCAGAUGUAGCUUCUGAAUGCUUGAUCUUGUUGUUCAAGGCAGCACCGAGGGAAGCUACAACUGGCUUCCUAACCAACCUCGCCAGAGUGACAGUCAUCCUCGAGUCCUGGACUCCAAGCAUCUCCCACUUGCUACCGCAAAGGAUUCUUUAUGCUCUCGGUUAUGCUUGUCGCCAAUAUUUGUCACAUGCCAUGAUACUAGCAAUACAUUUGCCAGAGAUAUCAAAACUCGAAAGAAUUGUGUCUCAGCUCAAAAGCUGUAGCAUACAAGCUGUUACAGAUGCUGCCUCUCAUGCUGCAUUGGAGCUUCAAAGACUUCCACGUCGUUAUUGAAUUCCAAGGUGCGCAUGGAGGUGAUUAUUAGGCUUCAUUACAUAAUUCGCAUUCUUUGAAUGCGCGUUAUAAGGCAUUUCAUCCAUCCUGAGGUUUCUUCACUCUCUUAAAGGUUGGUGGAGGAAGAAGAGCCCUUCUCGUCAUUUUCAUCAACCUAUUUGUAUAAUGCAUGUAUGGUUGUAUCAUUCUUAAUAUCCUCAACUGAUUUGUUUCAGCUACCAUGCUUUCAGGCAUUUAUAUGAUGGUAUUAUUUAUAAAGACAUUUAAUCUUCAGUUA